GCUGUAAUUCCGAAAGCAGAAUUCUGGAUUUGAGACCAGCGAAGUGGCUGGCCCGAACUUAAAUCGGCGUCCGGCCAUAACCAAGCCCGUCUUCGCAAUGCACGCUGGGACUUGUGGUUCCGAGCUUCACUCGCUUACAAGACCAAGAAACCACUUCCUCACUUCUUUGAGUGCCGGGGCUUCCGGAAGUUGGGGCGUGUUAAAAGCGUCUACGUUCUUUCUCCCGCCUCUUAGUCCCACAGAUUGACAGCACUGGCAGCCAACAGAUAACCGGACUUGUGUAACCUGUUACAUGAUUGGUUCGGAGUUUUGUAACCGCCCAGACAAACUUGGGGAGAAUUGGCUAGCCACAGUUUUGAAAAUUCGCCCGCGCUCACCGCCCCGUUGGUCGUCUGGCUGCGGCGAGCCCUGAAGACCCAGAGUCCAGAGGGUCGGGCUUUGUGGCGAGCCUUAUCUGCGGAGGCCGUGGUCUGGAAUCGGAGUAUUCGGGGCAGACGCGGCGCCGCCCGACAGUGCCACCAUGGGGACCACAGCCCCAGGGCCCAUUCACCUGUUGGAUCUAUGUGACCAGAAACUCCUGGAUUUUGUCUGCAACAUGGACAAUAAGGACUUGAUGUGGCUCAAGGAGAUUGAGGAGGAGGCUGAGCGCAUGUUUGUCAGAGAAUUCAGCAACGAGCCGGAGCUGAUGCCCAAAACUCCCUCUCAGAAGAACCGUCGGAAGAAGAGACGGGUGUCUAACAUUCAGGAUGAAAACAGAGAUCCCAUGAGGAAAAGGUUAUCCCGCAGGAAGUCUCGGAGCAGCCAGUUAGGCACCCGCUGCCUCCGCAGCAAGGACAAGGCGGAGAAGCCGGCUACCAUUGUUGGGGAGAAUGGCUCCCCUGUGUUGCGUCGGAUAACUCGGGCUGCAGCUGCAGCAGUGGCAGCCUCUGUGGCAUCAGCUGCUUCCUCUCCCACUGCUGAGUCUCCCACAGUGCUCAAGAAAGCCGUGGUGGAGGUGAGCACCAGAGAGCAACUGAGUGCAGAGCUACACCUCGUCCAGCUCAAAGGUAGCCUUCCUCCAUCUUCAGUCCCAGCUCCAGCCACACCGCCAGCUUCCCAAGGCAUCCUGACUUCGGAGGAGGAAUCAACAGCCAAGGAGUCAGAGGCUGGGAAGCUGGAAUCUGUCGCAGUGAGCUCCCUCAAGGCUACCCCCCAGAGCCCCAAGAACAGAGGGGUUGGGGCAGGACGUUCUGUUUCCAAGCUCAAGAUUGCUCAGGCCUCCCGGGGCCUGCAGGACUCUCCUGGCUCUCCAGACUCUCCAUGGCAGGAGAGGGUGCUUUCUCCUCUCCUACCAAAUAACAUCUUGCCCACCACAGCCAAGAGCCCUCUUGGGAAUGUUCGGUCAGUGCGACGAAGCCUGAUUUCCCAGGAUCCCCAAAUGCCACUAGCCACAAAGUACUGUUUGGUGGCCAAACAAGAAAAUGCUAAUCGUAGGUCAAGCAGAAGGCUUGCCAGGAAGGCUGACAAGGAGCCAGAGGCCUCUGCUCGCAUCAUCUGUCACAGUUACCUGGAGAGGCUCCUGAAUGUUGAAGUGCCUCAGAAAGUUGGCCUGGAGCAGGAGCCCACUGAGGAGGCUGAGCCUGAGGAAGCAGCGGAGGAGCCGGAGGUGGCAGCGGAGGAGCCAGAGGUCUCCAAAAACAGUGGCUGUACUUCGAAGCGUCACAGUGCCACCAAGAUUGUGAUUAACACGCCUACCUCGAAGCCUGUGGCCACUGGCCAGGCAACAGCUACUGAAGAGCAGCAAGAACCCAAGCUUGACCAAAGAGAUGGACACAGAGAACCACCCCAGAGUGUCAGGAGGAAACGCAGCUACAAGCAGGCAAUGAGUGAACCAGACGAGGAGCAGCCGGAGGAUGAGGAGCUUCAACCCCCCCAGAACAAGACCCCUUCCCCACCCUGUCCAGCCAACAAGGUGGUACGGCCCCUCCGGACCUUCUUGCACACAGUGCAGAAGAACCAAAUGCUCAUGACCCCUACUUUGGCCUCCCGAAGCAGUGUCAUGAAGUCCUUCAUUAAACGCAACACUCCCCUCCGUGUGGACCCUAAGGAGAAGGAACGCCAGCGCCUGGAGAACCUGCGGCGGAAAGAGGAGGCCGAGCAGCUGCGCAGACAGAAGGUGGAGGAGGACAAGCGGCGGCGGCUGGAGGAGGUGAAGCUGAAGCGUGAAGAGCGCCUCCGCAAGGUGCUGCAGGCCCGUGAGCGGGUGGAGCAGAUGAAGGAGGAAAAGAAGAAGCAGAUUGAGCAGAAGUUUGCUCAGAUCGAUGAGAAGACAGAGAAGGCUAAGGAGGAGCGGCUGGCAGAGAAGGCCAAGAAGAAGGCAACUGCCAAGAAGCUGGAGGAGGCAGAGGCACGCCGGAAGCAGGAGGAGGAGACGCGCAGACUCCGGUUCCUCCAACAGGAGGAAGAGGAGCAGCGGCAUUAUGAGAUGCUCCAGCGGAAGAAGGAGGAGGAGCAGGAGCGGCGCAAGGCAGCUGAGGCCAGGCGCCUGGCAGAGCAGCGUGAGCAGGAGCGGCAAAGGGAGCAGGAACGCAAGAGGGAGCAGGAAUGUCUUCAGGCCAAGAGGGAGAUGCAGGAGAGAGAGAAGGCCCUGCGGCUGCAGAAGGAGCGACUCCAGAGGGAACUGGAGGAAAAGAAGAAGAAGGAAGAGCAGCAGCGCCUGGCUGAGCUGCGACUGCAGGAAGAGCAGGCAAAGAAAGCCAAGGAGGCGGCAGCAGGCAGCAAGGUCCUGAACGUGACUGUGGACGUACAGUCUCCUGUUUGUACCUCAUAUCAAAUGACCCCACAAGGACCCAAAUCCCACCCCAAGAUCAGCACAGAUAACUAUGGGAUGGACCUCAAUAGUGAUGACUCCACGGAUGAUGAAGCUCAUCCCCGGAAGCCCAUCCCUUCCUGGGCCAGAGGCUCCCAGCUCAGCCAGGCCAUCGUCCACCAGUACUACCACCCCCCGAACCUUCCAGAGCUCUUCGGAACCAUUCUCCCUCUGGACUUGGAGGACAUCUUUAAGAAGAGCAAACCCCGCUACCACAAACGCACUAGCUCUGCUGCUUGGAACUCACCACCCCUGAAAGCCACCAGGGUCCCCAGCAGCCUGGUCUAUAGCCUGAAGAAGCCAUGAGGCAGGUCCUCAGUCCUCCUGGCAGUACUGGUCCUAUGCGCGUCUGUCUGUUUCUGUGUUGGGCUGGUGCCCUUCUGUGUGACAUGCCAUUGUUCAGAUGGAUGUCAACAUCCUCUGCUUGUCAGGGGCUCCAGCCCUGUGUGGAGGAUGGGCCUGAUGGGUGGCUGGGGAAGAGCCAGGUUGAGCACUGACCGGUCUGUAGGCAGUACUCUGUAAAUAGAUUGUUACCAUUCAGUUGACUUUUACUUUCUAGUGUUGUGCGGUAGGUUAAUAAAGUAUGUACCUUGAAGUCUGCUGUGGCUAUUGUGAAGACAGGGCCUUCGAUGGAAUGUUGGUCUGCAGCAGCGACUCAGGAUCACCUGGGGCCAGAUGGUGUUCCACCCAGAGGUUCUGAUGCCAGACAACCCCUGGGAAGCAUGUCAGCUUGUCAUUAAAGGGCACUUGAACAUCCUUCCUGUUUGUAAAAGGAGCCUGCCCAUUCUUUGGGAAAGACCUGGCCUGUGACACAGCUCUGCUACUGAGCUCUAGUCUCUCAGCCUGACCAUUCAGGCUCUGCCAUGCUUGAGAAAGUCCUUGUGCUGGAUCUGAUCAGGAAGGAAGAAUGCUCUUCAAGAUGACCUUGUGAUCUGUGCUUGCAAGCAGAGAAGGAUUUCACCACAAGACCACUAGCCAUUAAGGAAGUGCUUAGCUCAGUGUGGGAUGGCCCUGGUCCUGAGAGCUCCUGAUACUCUUUCCAUAGAGUUUGGGUCAGCCACAUGGGCAGACAGGCAGUCACACCACAGUUGUCUUGAAGAUACUAUAGUAAGCCCAUGUAUUUUCCCAUUACCUCCAGCUCCACUCUUAAGGACAGUUAAGUUGUGUGGCCUGAGAAGCUGACAAGCCAACCGUGGAAACCUUUGCCAAUUGCUUUAGGUCCAAAUAAAGACUAAAUACAAAUGCAAUAGUUCUUUAAACAGUGAGGAAACAGUGAACACAGUAGUCCAAGUCUAGAUUCUUCCCAUGCAGAGUUCAUGUACGGUUCAUUCAAAUAUGGUGCACACAGUGCAGUUAAUUCCGUGUAUUCUCACUAGUAACAGUUGAGUACACUGGAAGGCAGAACUGUCUAAAACCACAAGCUCAAACUCACUUGUCAGCACAUUUAUUCAGUGCUUAGAAAAUAAACAGGAAGGUAAUCUUGCCGAGUCUUGGCCAGCAUUUGGUAUUGUCUGUAUUUCUUACUUAGCCACCCUAAUGGCUGUAUGGAGAUAUUUCAUCAUGGUUUUAAUUUGCAUUUUCCUAAUGGCUGUUGGUGAAUAUCAUAUCAGAUGCUUGUUUACCACCUGGAUAUCUUUUAUUGGUAACAAGUCUGUUCAAGUACUUCGUUCAUUUUGAAGUGUUUUUUUUUUUUUUUUCCCACUGGAGUUUACGAUGUAAAUGUAGGAAUGCAGUCUUUGUCCGAUGUGCUUUGUGGUAUUCCCCAGUCUAAACUGCAGCUUGUCUUUUCAUUUCUAACACUUCACAGAGCACAGUUUGGUGAGGUCUGUUUUGUUACUUUAUGGGUUGUGCCUUUUUGAGGUCAUGUCUAAGAAAUCCAAAGAUUUCCUUCUGUGUUUCCUAAACUAUUCCAUGGUUGACACAGUGCAUGAGGAUUUAUGAUCGUCUCCAGUUAACUUUUUAACGUGCCGGUGUCCGCCUUUUGUUUGUAUUUGAGGACAUAGACGGUGUCUAAUUAUAGCACUGUUUAUUGAAGAGAUUCAUUUUCCAGAGUUCCCUUGACAUCUUUGUUGGGGAAGCACAUUGGCAUGGGCCCAUGGGCGACUCCUGCUUGGACUCCACAAGGACCAGAACUUGUAGUAAGUCUUAAUCCAGUGCUCUGAUUCUUCCAGCUUUGUAUUUCCUUUUCUGAGUUGAUUUUGACUUGUAUUACUUUUGCUUUUUCAUGUAAAUUUUAGAACCAGCUUAUAUAUACAAAACUUCUCAGUUUUGACUAGCAUUUCAUUGAAUAAUAGACAAAUUAGAGGGGAGCUUGGCACACUUACAAUAUUCUUCCAGUCUGUGAACAGCUUGUCUUUACACCUUUGGUUUCUGUCAUCAGCAUUUUGUGGUCUCAGCAUACAUCCUGUACAUUUUCUGUUAAAUAUUUAUUUUUGUGGAGUACUGUAAAUGGUAUUGUUUUUCUGAUUUGGGUUUAUACUUGUUCAUUGUUGGUAUAUAGAAAUACAAUUGGCUUUUGCA
Messenger RNA from Peromyscus eremicus (cactus mouse), 5368 nucleotides. RefSeq names its product inner centromere protein (gene Incenp). NCBI's taxonomy places the organism in Eukaryota, Metazoa, Chordata, Mammalia, Rodentia, Cricetidae. Bases 521 to 3154 code for a protein of 877 amino acids. The transcript has 18 exons. Gene Ontology annotation, cellular component: chromosome passenger complex; nucleus; meiotic spindle midzone. Gene Ontology annotation, molecular function: protein serine/threonine kinase activator activity. The record is from RefSeq and is a predicted model, not a curated record. Gene Ontology annotation, biological process: positive regulation of protein serine/threonine kinase activity; metaphase chromosome alignment; meiotic spindle midzone assembly.